CGUUGAAGGCAGAUCGCCUCAACAACGAGCCAAGCCUGCCCAACCUGGCCGUGUUGCUGAGAGACCCGCGCGUGCAAUGUCGCCUGUUCCAUGCUGCGUCGGCGCUGGGGUCGAGCGCCGCGGAUGAGAUUAUAUACUGAGCAGCAGUGCAUCUUCACCGACACCAUUGAUGCGCAGCUGUUUCGUCAGUAUUUGCCUCCAGACCGACGUCAGUUUCUCCACCAUCUCUCGCUUGUCCAGCAGCAGGGCUCGAGCUUGUGCUGCUUGCUCGGACCAAUUCGCACCAGCCUCUCGGCUACUCACCAUUACACUACUUCCCUCUUUAACAAUUUCCACUUCCUCUACACACCUCUCCCUCCCUUGGUGAUACAUUUGCAGGAGGAACAACCAUCGUGGAAAGAAUUUGAGCAGUAGUGGAACCGACCGGAACACACAAAGUGACACCUGCCUCCAAAACUCCCGAGGCCACGAGUUGCGUCCAGUCUUUACCAAAAACCGCCCUCACACCACAUCCGCAAUAUGGGCGACCAACCCCGCCGAGACGUGCACAACCAUGUGCUUUUCGAAGUGGCCACUGAGGUCGCCAACCGCGUCGGCGGUAUCUACAGUGUGCUCAAAUCGAAAGCACAAGUCACAACCGCAGAAUAUGGCUCGAGCUACACACUGCUUGGGCCGCUGAACCGCGCAUCCGCCGCCGUCGAGGUGGAAGAGAUCGAGCCGAGGGAUCCAGCACUGAUCGCUACGAUCAAGAACAUGAAUGAGAGAGGCAUCAAGACCAUGUACGGAAGGUGGUUGAUUGACGGCGCUCCUCGAGUGCUGCUCUUCGAUACCGGUACCGGAUACUACAAGCUCGAUGAGUGGAAGGGUGAUCUCUGGUCGACUGCUGGUAUUCCCAGUCCUCCAGAUGACCACGAAACGAACGAGGCAAUUGUAUUUGGUUACUUGAUUGCCUGGUUCUUGGGCGAGUACGUCUUCCACGAGAAGGAACGUGCCGUCAUCGCACAAUUCCACGAGUGGCUUGCAGGUGUCGCACUUCCUCUGUGCAAGAAGCGCAAGAUCGACGUAACGACCAUCUUCACCACUCACGCAACGCUCCUCGGCCGCUACCUCUGCGCUGGCUCUGUCGAUUUCUACAACAACUUGCAGUACUUCGACGUUGACGCCGAGGCCGGAAAGCGUGGUAUCUACCACCGAUACUGCAUAGAACGCGGUGCUGCCCAUUCGGCAGAUGUCUUCACCACCGUCAGCCAUAUCACUGCUUACGAGAGUGAGCAUCUGCUGAAGCGAAAGCCUGACGGCGUCCUGCCAAAUGGUCUCAACGUCAAGAAGUUCUCCGCUACCCACGAAUUCCAGAAUUUGCACCAAACCAACAAGGAUCGCAUUACAGACUUUGUCCGCGGCCAUUUCUAUGGACACAACGAUUUCGAUCCCGACAAGACCCUCUACUUCUUCACUGCUGGACGAUACGAGUACAGAAACAAAGGUGUUGACAUGUUCAUCGAAUCUCUGGCUCGUCUCAACCACCGCAUGAAGGCCGCUGGAUCAGACAUGACUGUGGUGGCGUUCAUGAUCUUCCCAGCACAGACACAGUCCCUCGCUGUUGAAGCUCUAAAGGGUCAAGCAGUCGUCAAGUCACUGAAGGAUACUCUUGGACACAUUGAGAAAGAGAUUGGCAAGAAGCUUUUCGAGAAGUCGAUCGCCUGGCAAGAUGGUCAAGAUCCGCCAGACGAGAAAGACCUGCUCAGUGCGCAAGACAAGAUCAUGCUUCGCAGGAGAUUGUUCGCCAUGAAGCGCCACACACUUCCACCGAUCGUUACACACAACUUGGUCAACGACAGCGAAGACCCCAUCCUUAACCAGAUGCGCCGCUGCCAGCUCUUCAACCACCCCUCCGAUCGCGUCAAGGUUGUCUUCCACCCCGAGUUCUUGAGCUCCGGAAACCCAGUUCUGCCGAUGGACUACGACGAUUUCGUCCGAGGCACACAUAUGGGUAUUUUCAGCUCAUACUACGAGCCGUGGGGUUACACGCCAGCCGAGUGUACAGUCAUGGGCGUGCCGUCGAUCACAACGAACCUGUCUGGAUUUGGUUGCUACAUGGAAGAGCUCAUCGAGAACGCCGCAGAUUACGGUAUCUAUAUCGUGGACCGCAGAAUGAAGGGUGUCGACGACAGCGUGAACCAGCUCACAGAAUUCAUGUACGAGUUCACGAAGAAGAGCAAGCGACAACGCAUCAACCAGCGAAACCGAACAGAACGCCUCAGCGAUCUGCUCGACUGGAAGAGAAUGGGCAUGGAAUAUGUCAAGGCAAGACAGCUUGCGCUAAGACGAGCAUACCCAGACAGCUUUGCAGAGGGCGAGGACGAGCCAGGAUUCUUCGAUGGUACAGAGAGCAUCAAGAUCACUCGACCACUGUCGGCGCCAGGCAGUCCUCGGGACCGCAGCGGCAUGAUGACGCCUGGUGACUUUGCCUCGAUACAAGAGGGUCGAGAAGGUCUCAGCACAGAAGACUACAUUGCGUGGAAGCUGCCGGAAGAGGAGGAGCCUGAGGACUAUCCAUUCCCACUCACCCUGAAGCAAAAGGCUGGCAGUGGUACUGCAACGCCGACGCUCAAUGGUAACGGUACCACACUACCUAUUCGCGAACCACCAGCAGCUGCUCAAUAGUAUUGAGGUGCUGACUUGAAGAUACUAGGCCUUUGAUGGCUCGUACAUAUUCGAGAAGUUGGGACCGGUGACAGGGACAUACAACGACAGCUGAAGAGCUUUGUGACCGGAAAUCUCUCCGCAAGGGAGGGGCGCAAUACAAGUUCGUUGCGUGGCCUGGUUUGGGUUCUUGAGGGCAGAGACAAGAAUGGAUAUAACUGAUGAUGGACGUGUUGAUGUGCUGCGCCAUAUUUUGUAGUAUUUGUAUCAUACCCGACAUGACCUGGAACUUUCGAGAAUCGACUUGCACGAGCA
Messenger RNA from Cercospora beticola, 2958 nucleotides. It is a transcript of the gene GSY1, whose product is annotated as glycogen synthase isoform 1. Gene Ontology annotation, molecular function: alpha-1,4-glucan glucosyltransferase (UDP-glucose donor) activity. Lineage: Eukaryota; Fungi; Ascomycota; Dothideomycetes; Mycosphaerellales; Mycosphaerellaceae. Gene Ontology annotation, cellular component: cytoplasm. Gene Ontology annotation, biological process: glycogen biosynthetic process. The record is from RefSeq and is a predicted model, not a curated record.